Cladocopium goreaui is the source of this 1162-nucleotide messenger RNA. The record is from the annotation of a GenBank genome assembly. NCBI's taxonomy places the organism in Eukaryota, Dinophyceae, Suessiales, Symbiodiniaceae.
CUGGAUGCGGCGCCGACGCAUGCCUUAUGCCUGUGCCACCUGAUGUGGUCGGUGAGAGGCCAAAGACAAGGCUGCGCCAUGCGUGCGUUGUUGUACAGGCGACUCGGCCGAAGCAUGGCAACCGCCAUUGCAACACCAGGCCGAUCUCGAAACGAGGCUUCCGAGGCGAUGAUCUCCGCUGACCUGAUGCGUCAGCCGAUCAGCCUGAAGCACGUGCGCGAGUUGGUGUCCACCGAGAGAACCACCACUUUGAAGUGGGGACAGGGGAAGGUCCUGGUCUGCUGCGGCCUUGAAGCGGUUGGUGGCUCUGAACCCGAGGCUACAGCGGUGUUUCUGGCCGAAGGCUGCGUGGUGUGUUGGCAAAGCUCCGACGCACAGAGGAAGCAAAUGCUGGAAAUUGCCAAUGGAUGCCUUGAGAGUCCCAGGGCCCGAGGCUUUCUGCACAGCCGAACUAGUUCCUUGGAAAUGCUAUGGAUGCAGGGAGAGCCCGGAAAGGUGAUCAGUUCUGAGACCCUGGACAUGGCGGAAGCAGCACCAGGACAGAAGACCCAUGUGAACUCCAACGGACAGCUGAUGCUCACAGUUGAUCCCGAGGUCCGGGUGACCGACCAAGUGGCCGUCUCCUUGGGAAUGGCUGUGGCCGUACGACUGGAAUCUCUGGAAGAAAAGAUUGAGCGUUUGUUGGAGGAGGAUUGGAAGGCUCUGGAAAGACUGAUCAAACGAUUGGAAGAUCCAUGGUAUUUGAUGGUCAGUCUGAAAGAUGUGUCACAUCGAAUCUUCAAGUAUGAGCACGUGAUCCACAAGCUGCGCUAUGAGCUAAACGCUGAAGCGCGUUUGCUGGAUUCACCAGAUCUUCUCUGGGAGAAUGCCAUGGCAGAGAAACUUCACGACAAGGUGGUGGCCCAUUUCGACGUGCGCCGACGGACUGAAAUCCUGAACCAACGAUUGAGCUAUUCCCUGGACUAUUUGCACACCUUGGGAGAGCACGUGAGGCAUCUCUACUCGGUGCGCUUGGAGAGGAUGAUCAUCAUCCUCAUUACCUUGGAACUGGGCGUUGGCCUCAUCAGCCUUUUUGGAGAACAAUUCUCCCCACAUGGUGCACUGUUUUUAACGGGGCAGAAGCCCCUGGCACCUCCCAACGAUGCGUUUUGACGAGAAGAAA